Molecule: messenger RNA, 387 nt
Organism: Kwoniella botswanensis
Lineage: Eukaryota; Fungi; Basidiomycota; Tremellomycetes; Tremellales; Cryptococcaceae
Exons: 3
Coding region: 1-387 (128 amino acids)
Source: RefSeq, a predicted model, not a curated record
AUGAUACGGUUCAUCUACCUCGCGCUAUUCGUGUUCCCAUUCGCCCUUGCCCAAUUCGGCGGUUUCUUCCAACAUGGAUUCCCGUUCGGUGGACACGGCCCGCCAGUGCAUGAGCAACAACAGGAUUUCACGAGGCGGAGGGAACAUAGAGGGUGGACUGAGAUGGAUAAUGUCCACUGUAGAGCCGGUUACGUCUGUCCAUCAUCUCUAGCUUGUGUACCUACUCCGGCGGACUGUCCAUGUCCUUAUCCCGAGGAUAUCAAAUGUGUCAUACCGGAUAACAGAGAAAGGGAUGAAGGCGAAGGUCCGCCAUUCGUUUGUGUAAGGUCAACAGGUGGUGAUCAAGCAAGUUGUGACAAAGUGAUGGAAUACUCAAAACCUAUAUGA